UGAAGAGAUCAGAUCUAAUCAAUAAUAUUUUACCCGUUUAAAUUAAAAACAAAAUGUUUAAUUUAAAAAUUUUUACUGUACUUGUUUUAUGUUCAAUAAUAGUAAAUAGUGAAGCCGGUGUUUUUGAUUGGUUUCGUUCUAAACCAACAUGGUAUAAUUUAAUUGAUAAAUAUCCAUUGAUUGAAGCAUUUCAUCCAAAAGGAUUAAGAGUUUCUAUUAGUGAUGUUGAUGGUAUGGAAAUAUUUGGUUUUCAUGGUAAUCUUAAUCAAUGUUUUAAACGUAAUGAGCCGGGUAUUUUGUAUGGUAAUGUAACAAAACCAACAAAUGGACGCUGGGUAUUUAUUGAUGAAAAUAUUGAAUUAAAGAAAGAUGAUGCACUACACUAUUGGAUUUAUGUUAAACUUAAUGGGGAAGAAUAUUCAUUUUCGAAGAAUGUUUUUGUAAUUAGAAAUUUGAUACCACAUCCAGGUAAUUUAUAUUUAUUAAGUUAUAUUGAUGAACGUAUUGAUAAAGGAUCAAAUAGAAUUUUGGAAACAUUACCAAAUGAAGAAAAAUUAUGUAAAUGUCCAGUUCAAAUUCCAACAUUUUCACCGGUUCCAAUAACUACCACUGAUAAUAGUAAUUAUGUAACAUCAGGAACUGGUGUUGCACAAAAUAUACCUGUUUAUAGUCCAAUUCCAGAAACUAAUUAUAAUUAUGUACAACCUGGAAAUAAUAAAGCUGAACAAACUGGAACAACUUAUAAUCCAGUACCGGUGAAUCAAAAUUUACCAUCAGAAAAUUUAAUUGAGACACUUGAUAUACAAAGUGAACUUUUAACAUGUAGUUUUCAAGUAGAUAGUUUAAAUGAAGUUAUUCUUGAUUUAUUAAAAGAUACUAAUAUGCAUUCGAAAUUAGUUUUGGUGGGGAAACCACAAACAAGAAAUUCAGCUAUAGAUGAAGUUCGACGAUUUUUAGUACAAUUUUUAGAAUUAUAUGAUUUGGGUAUAAAAAUCAAAAAGGCUGAAUAUUUACCAUGUGGAAUAUUAUUUGAAAUGUCAUCAAUAAUUGAUAAGAAGAGAAUUUUAUUACGAGCAUCAACUGAUAUGAGAAAUGUUGAAUGUAAAUUUUUAGAACCAGAAGUUGCCGGAUGCUUUUAAUCAAGCAAUAAUUUAAUUAUGUAAGAAUUGAUUACGAUUAAUAUAUUUUAUUCAAUUAAAUUAAAAUAUUUGUAAGGAAUUUCGAACGAAAUAUAAAUUUAAUAAAAAAAUUUUGAAAUGUGUAGAUAAUGUUUUGUAGAUAGCUUAAUUAUGCAGAAGAAGAUGUAGGCGUUAUAUAAAUUAUUUUGAGCUAAUUUACCAUAUUGGAGCUGGGUAUUGUUAAAAGAUGAUUUGUGUAGUUUCAUUUUGUUUGGACUUAAUGUUCUCGUAAAUAUUAUGCAUAGCUUUUACGUAAGCUCUUUAUUUAACAAACUCUAGGUAUGGGUUAAAUUUUAUUGUACUCUAAAGUGUAUAAAUUUUUUUUUAAUUUUAUUCUUUAAAUUAUCAAUAUUAACUAUAAUACUUUCGAUUUUUCCCAAAUUUGCUUCUCAUAUGGGAUAUUAAAGAAUGGAAUGAAUACCUAAUGUAUGUAUAUAUAUGUAUAUUAAGGGCCGAAACCCCUAAACUGAAUGCAAAUUUUCUUAUUUUAAUAUUUAUGAGUAAAUUUUAUUUGUCUAUAUUUUAACAUCAAAGAUAUUUAAUUGAUUGUGCCAUUAUAUGCGGUAUUCAUUGAUUUAUUAAAAGUUGGUUUUAAUUUUUUUUUCGAAUUCCUAAAUAUUUUGUAAAAUGAAAAAUAUCAUAAAAAAUUACAAUAAAAAAUAUAAAAUUUGGAGCAAGAUUUCAUAAUUUUAAGCAAUAAACGAAUUAGUUAGGACAAAUUAUUCAAUUGGUUUGAUCAUUUGCUUUGAACAUUUCAGAAUUGGGAAAUUUUUUAAAAAAAUCUUAAGAAAAAUUUUUAGUGAUUUGGAAAACACCUGUAGGUUCAAGUAUACUUUUCAUAGGUAUUUCAUUAAAAUGUUUGAGGGUUGCCAACUUGUGGUAACGUUUUACUGUAAUUGUACAUCGCUAAAUAAUUAUUUGAAUUUAAACUUUGGCAAAUUUAUGGUUAUCAGUUUAUCACAGAUCCUAAAAUGUGUAAUUUAAUUUAGUUUCUAAUUCAUAAUUGCAAAUAUGAGAAUAUUUACUUGUUUUGUUUUAGUUAUUUAUGUAAAAUUAAAAAAAAAUCAAAUUGAAAAUUGAUUGUAUACACAAAUAAUAUUUACAUCAAAUCAAGGAAAUCAAUUCAAAUUAAGUUUACAUAAAUCGUUUGUAUACUAAUAUUAUAUUGUGAGGGCUAUAUGCAUGUAUGUAUUAUAAAAAUUAUAAGUAUACAUGUAUGUGUUAUAAAAAUGAUUUUAUGCCUCGAGUAUUUACUUACCCUAA
This is a messenger RNA of Condylostylus longicornis, 2441 nucleotides long. RefSeq lists its product as uncharacterized. NCBI's taxonomy places the organism in Eukaryota, Metazoa, Arthropoda, Insecta, Diptera, Dolichopodidae. The coding region runs from base 54 to 1139 and encodes 361 amino acids. Gene Ontology annotation, molecular function: carbohydrate binding. The record is from RefSeq and is a predicted model, not a curated record. The transcript is spliced from 2 exons.